This is a messenger RNA of Teleopsis dalmanni, 1187 nucleotides long. RefSeq names its product inosine-uridine preferring nucleoside hydrolase-like. The transcript is spliced from 6 exons. Gene Ontology annotation, molecular function: hydrolase activity, hydrolyzing N-glycosyl compounds. NCBI's taxonomy places the organism in Eukaryota, Metazoa, Arthropoda, Insecta, Diptera, Diopsidae. The record is from RefSeq and is a predicted model, not a curated record. The coding region runs from base 179 to 1180 and encodes 333 amino acids.
UUUUACACUUGAAAAUUCAAAAUCAAAAGAAUAAAAAAUUAAAGGAAAAUUCUUAACUAGAACCACCACACAAUCAGCGGUUGGCGCAUACGUGUGCGUGUGAUUGUGCGUGGAAAAUACGAGGGAAAUGGAAAAUCGAUAAAGCUGCUAAAACAAGUUCAAAAACUUUCAUCGGAAAAUGUGUGAAAAUUACGUUGUUUUUGAUUGCGACAUCGGUACCGACGAUGCAUGGGCUCUUAUAAUGUUAGUUAAAGGAGAAUCUCUAUCUGAAAAAGUACUAAGCAAUGGACCAGGAAAAUAUAAAAUUUUAGGUGUAACAUGUGUACAUGGUAACACAGACGUUGAUAAUGGCACAAAUAAUGCACUACGAGUUUUAGAUAGUCUCGAUAGGAAUGAUAUACCAGUGUAUAAAGGUUGUGGUGUACCUAUACUGCCGCGUACUUGGAAGCGCAGGAGACAUUUUCAUGGCAUGGAUGGUUUCGGUGAUUUACAGCAUGAGAAGGAUAUUGAUAUGAGUUUAAUACGUCAGGAACAUGCGGUAACCGCAAUGUACAAUAUUGCCUGCAAGCAUCCGAAACAAGUCGAUUUUUUGCUGUUGGGUCCUUUAACAAACUUUGCGACAUGUGUCAACAUGUAUGGCGACAAAUUUCUAGAUAAUAUACGCAAUGUAUAUAUAAUGGGUGGCAAUUUUCGAGGCAAAGGAAAUAUUACUAAAAGUGCGGAAUUCAACUUCAUGAUGGAUCCCGAAGCAGCUCAUAUAGUUUUAAGCCGCUGUUUAAAUACACCAAUAACCAUCUUACCAUGGGAAACUUGCAUUGAUGGUGAUUUUGGCAUAACACUGAAAUGGCGUUUCGAGGAACUUGGUUCCAAUUCUAGUAAGGAGAUUCAACUAAUGAAUUACGUCGAGAGUGCAAUUUUACUGCCUAAAGGUUUUGUCAAUUGGAUUGUUUGUGAUGCCAUUUUGGUAGCAGCAUAUCUAUUUCCACAUUUAGCAAUAGCCAGUAGUCGGCAAUACCAUGUUACUGUGGAACUGACUGGCACACAUACGCGAGGUCAAAUGGUGCUCGAUCACUUACGGCUUACGGAAUCUAAUGCGAAGAUAAUUACACAAAUAGACAAAAAGCAUUAUAAAAAUAUUAUUUCUUGGACUGGUGGCUUAGAGGAGUUGAAUAUUGAAUAAAAAUAUU